Molecule: messenger RNA, 993 nt
Organism: Prunus dulcis (almond)
Lineage: Eukaryota; Viridiplantae; Streptophyta; Magnoliopsida; Rosales; Rosaceae
Exons: 2
Coding region: 1-993 (330 amino acids)
Molecular function (GO): nucleic acid binding; zinc ion binding
Source: RefSeq, a predicted model, not a curated record
AUGGAGAAUCAAGAUGAUAACCAUCUUCAAGUCAUAUGGGUUGUGGCUCUGAUGGAGAAAGGAAUUACGAUUCCAGAAUCGAAGAAGAAGAAGGCAGCUGAGGAAACAUCUACAGAGGAAGAUGAUGAGAAGAUGGUUGCGAUUCUUAUGAAGGAUGCAAAAGCUCUGGGGAUUAUUCAGAACUCAGUUUCUGAUAAGAUCUUCCCUUGCAUUGCUAUGCUGAUUAAGCUAAAAUGGCAUGGAAUCUGCUAUAUGAAGAAUAUCAUGGUGGUGACCAUGUCAGAUAGAUACAAGGGAAAGCCUGAGUGUUACAACUAUGAGAAAUUUGGACAUUUGGCUAGAGAGUGUACUGCAAGCAAGAAUGUACAAAAAGCAAACUGUGCAAAUCAAAUGGAAGUGACUGGAAACCUAUUCUAUGCCAACAAUACUAUUGCUGCCACAAAUGUUAUUGGAGAAUGGUAUAUAAACAGUGGUUAUAGCAACCACAUGACUAGAAAUGAGAGUUUGCUGACAGAUAUCAGAACAAAUGUGGUAGGCAAGGUACAAAUGCCAAAUGGUGAGCUUGUGAAUGUAGCUGGAAUGGGCACAUUGGCAAUUGAUACUACCAAAGGCAAAAAGUAUAUCAAGGAAGUGAUGUAUCUUCCUGGACUGAAAGAGAAUUUACUAAGUGUGGGCCAAAUGGAUGAACAUGGUUACUAUCUAGUAUUUGGAGGAAAAUUGUGUAGCAUCUUUGAAGGUCCUUCACUAGAGUGUCUUGUAAUCAAAGUAGAGAUGAAAAGGAAUAGGUGUUAUCCCUUGGCACUAUUAUCUAAUGAUCAUAUUGCACUAAAGGCAAGUGUAUCUAACUUUACUUGGACAUGGCACAAAAGGUUGGGUCAGCUGCAUCUAAAAGGACUAAGUCAACUCAAAGAAAAAGAUAUGGUGCAUGGACUGCCAUUCAUGGAAAAGGUUGAUGGAGUCUGUGAAGGAUGUCAUCUUGGAAAGCAGCAUUGA